Anoplopoma fimbria (sablefish) is the source of this 2238-nucleotide messenger RNA. RefSeq lists its product as uncharacterized. The record is from RefSeq and is a predicted model, not a curated record. The transcript has 4 exons. Lineage: Eukaryota; Metazoa; Chordata; Actinopteri; Perciformes; Anoplopomatidae. The coding region runs from base 264 to 2171 and encodes 635 amino acids.
CAACACAUCAAGCUUAUUACCUUUCUCUCCACGCGCUUGGAAACGGAUUUACGCGCACAAAAGGAGGAGUUUGGAGGACUAGUAGGAUGCUGAGUAUCUUUCUCCCUCGUCACUGUUCUCCACCCUGCUCUCCAUGACCUGAGCGUCACCACAGCGGGAGGAACGAAAAACCAGAAAGAGAGAGGAAGAGGAGGGCAGAAGGCCAGGGAAGGAAGGAAAGAACACACUUUUUAUUUUGUUUUUGGUUGUUUUCCCUUUCCGAAAUGGCGGCGACGGAGGCCAGCGCGGCGCCGGUGGUCCAGGAAGACGGGAAAACCCCGGAGAGCAAGCCGGCGGAGGCCGAGCAGCAGGCUAAAGACGCCAACGCUAAGUCAGAGCCUAUCAACAGUGAAGUUGUUGACAAAGACGGCACUGCUGUCAACAGCGAGGUUGUUGAUAACAAAGAGACAGUGAAUAACGACACAGCGGCGUCGACAGGAGCCGAGGAGGGACAAGCAGCAGCGAGCGAGGAGGCAGCUCCUCCUCAGAGUUCGGAAAACGCCUCCUCUACUGAGACCAAGACCUCGUUCUUGGACUCCUUCCUCAACAAGAGCGGCCUGGGGAAGGUGAUGAGUGGAAGGAAGAAGAAGGAGCCGAACACAGCCACUGGAGGAGGAGAGGAGAAUGCCACUGAAGGAGGGGAGAAAGAGGGAGAGAAAGGAGCUGAGGAGGGUGCAGCAGCUGAGGGUGGAGCAGAGGGAGAUGCAGAAGGAGAUGCAGCGAUAGAGAAAGCUCCAGAAAAUGGAGAGAAGGAGGAGGAAAAGAAAGCAGAGAAGGGCAAACCGGCAGAGGCUAAAUCCACAGUUCGAGAUUUAAUUAGGAAGCCGGUGGCGAGGAUCUUCUCCCACCGCAGCACCGAGAAGAAGGACGGCGCCGCCGCAGAACCCCAGAAACAAGUAAAGGUUCGAUCCAAGUCCCUGGACCGGCUGGAAGAUCCUGAAGCACUUAACACCACUGCAGACUCCACCAUAGAGGAGGGUGGAGCAGCAGGAGGAGCAGAGGGAGGUGCAGAGGGAGGCGCAGAGGGAGAACAGAAAGCAUCGUCCUCCUCGGCAGCCACCAAGCACAUGAAACGCUGGCACUCCUUCAAGAAGCUCAUGGCUCAGAAGGCGCACAAGAAGAGCGGAGGAGGAGGAGUGGAGGAUGUUAAAGAGGAUGGAGCUGAAGGAGGAGAAGGAGGCGGAGACUCCUCCACGCUGGACUCCAAGGAGUCGGGGCAAAAGAGGUGGAAGCUGAAACGCUCCUGGACCUUCCAGGGCAUGAAGAGGGACCCAUCCAUGGUCGGCAUCAGUGGUAAGGCCAAGGGUUCAGACAAAGACUCGGCUGACAACACAAAGCCAGAGGAGGUGGAAGGAGCUGAGGGAGGAGAGGAGGCUAAGGCAGAGGGAGGAGCAGAGGAGGCCAAGACGGAUGGAGGAGAGGAAAAGGCUGAGGGAGGGGAGGAGGAGAAGGCAGCAACGGCUGGAGGUGUGACAGUGACGCAACACGCCAACGAAAUCUGGACCUCCUUCAAGAAGCGCGUCAUCCCGAAGUCCAAGCGCGCCAACACAGAGUGCGCCCCCAGUGGAGAGGAGGAUGCAACUACAGCUGCCGCCACAGGUGAGGAUGGAGCAGCAGAGGAAGGCAAAGACGGCAAGUCAGCCAAGGCCAAGCGCUCACAUUUUGGCCGUGCAGUUUCCCUGAAGAACUUCAUCCUUCGAAAGGGCAAGUCCACCAGUGUGGACAUGGGUGAGGGCGCCAAGGAGGAGGAGGAGGAGGCCGCGGAGGGAGGAGAGGCGGAAGAGGCAGUGGAGGAAGGAGCUGCUGAUGGUGAAGUUGACACGGCGGCAGCGGAGACCAAUGACAAAGACGCAGCAAAGGAGGAGAAGACGCCGGCAGCGGAGACCGGAGGGGAGGAGGCGAAGGAGGUGGAGAAGACGCCAGCUGAAGCUCCGGUGACCAAUGGGGAGAACGGCUGCUCCAACGGCACGGGGGAGGAGAACGCCGAACACAAUCACCAGGAGGAGGAGAAGACGACGGGGGGCAGCCCCGUGAAGAAGAGCAAAGAGGGAGGAGGAGCGAAAGAGGAGAGCAACGCCAAGAUCAUCAAUGCCACAGCCGUGAACAGCGACCAAAAGGCGGGAAACGUGUGAGGCCACACAAAGAGGAUUAGAACUGCCCGGGAUUCGCUGAGCAAGGAGCUCUGAGCCCCCAACCCCC